CAGCGAUACCUGAAACAACAAACAUUGAUUCCCCGUACACGAUGUGCGGAGGGAAGUUCGCCACCAACGACCGCGGCAAGCAGCGUCCCGGCCAAGCCCUGUCGGCGGCGGCGGGGAAGGCGAAAAUGCGCGGCAGCUGGACGACGGAUGAGGAUUCUGACGACUGGGAGGCCGCCUUCCGGGAGUUCAUGGCCGCCGACGACGGCGACGUCCGCAAUGAGCCGCUCCCCACAGGCAUCAUGGCAUCCUGCGAGCUAUACCGCUCGCCGGCCAUGGCGAGGCCGAAGCGGCGCAGGGCGAGCCCUAGCCACCCGUACCGCGGCAUCCGGCAGCGGGCGUGGGGGAGGUGGUCGGCGGAAAUCCGCGACCCCAUCAAGGGCGCUCGCGUCUGGAUCGGCACCUUCGACACGGCCGCGGAGGCCGCGCGCGCCUACGACGCCGAGGCGCGGCGCAUCCACGGUAGAAAGGCCAGGACCAACUUCCCUGCAGCGCCGGCGGCGCCGUGCAGCCAUCGUCCUGGGCCGUCUUGUUGCAGCACCGAUGACGGCGCCGACAACGUGGCCCGUGCGACGGAGAGCGCCUCGUCGUCGUCCAAGCAUGUCCACGGGAUUGCGCCUUCCGACGCGCGCAUACUGCUGGAAUGCUGCUCGGACGACGUCAUGGAGAGCCUCCUCGCCGGCUCCGACAUGGCCGGCAACAUGGACCUCCCGGAGCUUCCGGUUCCCGAGCUAACAAUAACACAUGCAUCCGGUAGCAAUUUUGUUAAAAACACUUUGUAUGAAACAUACACGUAAGUGCCCUAGACCCAGCCGCCGGGGGCGCACACUCCCUCCUCCCCUCCCUCCGCCGCCGUUGGGGGACGUCGCUGGUCUAAGCCCGAGGGCCGACGGCGGUGGCGGAGGACAUCGCCUCUCUCCCGCCGAUCUGGGGUUGUGCGAGGCCCCAAAUCAUGUGGAGGUGCGCCCGAUCCGAUCGGCAACGACGAUGGUUGUGGCGCGGCGGCGUCGGAGGCGGCACGGGCUGCGGACGCGACGGCCAGCCUUGUUCAGGCGGCAGCGGCGGCGCGCCAUCUCCUUUGGAUCGGCGGCGGCGGCAUGGAGGGCCUGGUGGUCGCGUCGGCGGCACCUCCGAUCAGAUCUGUUCUACCGGUGCACUCGGCGGUGAUGGUCAUCUCUUUCGUCAGGGGCGGUCGGCCUGCGGCUGGGUGGUCGGAUCUCGAGGUUCGUCAUCUAGUCCCGGCUACGAGUCACGAAGACAUAGUUGCCGGUGAAAACCAAGCUGUUGGCGGGCGAUGAUGGCGUUUUGCGCCGUUAUCUUGAUGAAGUCAUCGUCGUGUAACUGUUGUCGACUCACUCAUGCUGCUUCGGGGGAAACCCUAGGAUCUGGUCUUACAGUCGGCCGAUGGCGGUAUUAUGGUAUCGUUUCUCUCUUGGGAGCAUCGUUUGUGGAGCAGCGCUGGAAGACAGAGGCAGGCGGUGGAGUGACUUCGUCUUGCAUGGAGCUUCGGUGGAGCUGUCAAGUCAUGCCUGACCGAUAGGUGCUACGCUGAGUCAUGCCUGGUUGGCAGGUGCUACGCACGACAGAUCUUCUAGAGUCUUCGCGUCUGGACGGACGAGCAUAGGGCGAUGGUGCCGUUGGGCGCCGUGGUGGUGUCGACGGAUGUCCGGAUUGGCAAGGUUGAUGCGGAUCUCUCUCCAGAAGAUGAGUCAGUGAUCUGAUGAUGAUGUCGGCUUCUAAAACGUGUGAAUGUGGUGUGCGCUUUAGGCAAGCUGCACCGGCUGUUUAUUCUGAAUUUCUGAUACAUUAUGUGGAUGGAUAGGCGACGACACCGAUUUAGAUAUAAGGAGUGAGAGCACUCUGCGUUAUCGAGUUGUAGGUGUG
This is a messenger RNA of Triticum aestivum (bread wheat), 1881 nucleotides long. Its product is annotated as ethylene-responsive transcription factor ERF073-like. The record is from RefSeq and is a predicted model, not a curated record. The transcript has a single exon. Bases 42 to 794 code for a protein of 250 amino acids. Lineage: Eukaryota; Viridiplantae; Streptophyta; Magnoliopsida; Poales; Poaceae. Gene Ontology annotation, molecular function: DNA-binding transcription factor activity; DNA binding. Gene Ontology annotation, biological process: ethylene-activated signaling pathway; regulation of DNA-templated transcription.